AUGUGGCCACGGUGUCAUUGUACACAAAGUUGCCACGGUGUCAUUGUACACAAAAGGUUGCCACGGUGUCAUUGUACACAAAAUGUUGCCACGGUGUCAUUGUACACAAAUGUGGCCACGGUGUCAUUGUACACAAAAAUGUUGCCACGGUGUCAUUGUACACAAAAUUUUGCCACGGUGUCAUUGUACACAAAAUGUGGCCACGGUGUCAUUGUACACAAAUGUGGGCCACGGUGUCAUUGUACACAAAAUGUGGCCACGGUGUCAUUGUACACAAAAUGUGGCCAUGGUGUCAUUGUACACAAAAUGGGGCCACGGUGUCAUUGUAUACAAAAUGUGGCCACGGUGUCAUUGUACACAAAAUGUGGCCACGGUGUCAUUGUACAGAAAAUGUGGCCACGGUGUCAUUGUUACCAAAAUGUUGCCACGGUGUCAUUGUACACAAAAUGUGGCCACGGUGUCAUUGUACACAAAAUGUGGCCACGGUGUCAUUGUACACAAAAUGUUGCCACGGUGUCAUUGUACACAAAAUGUGGCCACGGUGUCAUUGUACACAAAAUGUUGCCACGGUGUCAUUGUACACAAAAUGUGGCCACGGUGUCAUUGUACACAAAAUGUUGCCACGGUGUCAUUGUACACAAAAUGUGGCCACGGUGUCAUUGUACACAAAAUGUGGCCACGGUGUCAUUGUACACAAAAUGUGGCCACGGUGUCAUUGUACACAAAAUGUGGCCACGGUGUCAUUGUACACAAAAUGUGGCCACGGUGUCAUUGUACACAAAAUGUGGCCACGGUGUCAUUGUACACAAAAUGUUGCCACGGUGUCAUUGUUCACAAAAUGUGGCCACGGUGUCAUUGUACACAAAAUGUGGCCACGGUGUCAUUGUACACAAAAUGUGGCCACGGUGUCAUUGCACACAAAAUGUAGCCACGGUGUCAUUGUACACAAAAUGUGGCCACGGUGUCAUUGUAUACAAAAUGUGGCCACGGUGUCAUUGUACACAAAAUGUGGCCACGGUGUCAUUGUACACAAAAUGUGGCCACGGUGUCAUUGUUACCAAAAUGUUGCCACGGUGUCAUUGUACACAAAAUGUUGCCACGGUGUCAUUGUACACAAAAUGUGGCCACGGUGUCAUUGUACACAAAAUGUUGCCACGGUGUCAUUGUACACAAAAUGUGGCCACGGUGUCAUUGUACACAAAAUGUUGCCACGGUGUCAUUGUACACAAAAUGUUGCCACGGUGUCAUUGUACACAAAAUGUGGCCACGGUGUCAUUGUACACAAAAUGUGGCCACGGUGUCAUUGUACACAAAAUGUGGCCACGGUGUCAUUGUACACAAAAUGUUGCCAUGGUGUCAUUGUACACAAAAUGUGGCCACGGUGUCAUUGUACACAAAAUGUGGCCACGGUGUCAUUGUACACAAAAUGUGGCCACGGUGUCAUUGUACACAAAAUGUGGCCACGGUGUCAUUGUUACCAAAAUGUUGCCACGGUGUCAUUGUACACAAAAUGUGGCCACGGUGUCAUUGUACACAAAAUGUGGCCACGGUGUCAUUGUACACAAAAUGUUGCCACGGUGUCAUUGUACACAAAUGUGGCCACGGUGUCAUUGUACACAAAAUGUUGCCACGGUGUCAUUGUACACAAAAUGUGGCCACGGUGUCAUUGUACACAAAUGUGGCCACGGUGUCAUUGUACACAAAAUGUGGCCACGGUGUCAUUGUACACAAAAUGUUGCCAUGGUGUCAUUGUACACAAAAUGUGGCCACGGUGUCAUUGUACACAAAAUGUUGCCACGGUGUCAUUGUACACAAAAUGUUGCCACGGUGUCAUUGUACACAAAAUGUGGCCACGGUGUCAUUGUACACAAAAUGUGGCCACGGUGUCAUUGUACACAAAAUGUGGCCACGGUGUCAUUGUACACAAAAUGUUGCCACGGUGUCAUUGUACACAAAAUGUGUACAAAAGGAAUUACUGGGAAAGUAGUGAUAGGAAUCAUUAAUUUGCUAACGACCAUUAAGAUGAAUAGUUAA
Procambarus clarkii (red swamp crayfish) is the source of this 2034-nucleotide messenger RNA. The record is from RefSeq and is a predicted model, not a curated record. NCBI's taxonomy places the organism in Eukaryota, Metazoa, Arthropoda, Malacostraca, Decapoda, Cambaridae.